Molecule: messenger RNA, 4803 nt
Organism: Elephantulus edwardii (Cape elephant shrew)
Lineage: Eukaryota; Metazoa; Chordata; Mammalia; Macroscelidea; Macroscelididae
Gene: TOP2B
Product: topoisomerase (DNA) II beta 180kDa
Exons: 35
Coding region: 175-4803 (1542 amino acids)
Biological process (GO): resolution of meiotic recombination intermediates; sister chromatid segregation; DNA topological change
Cellular component (GO): nucleus
Molecular function (GO): DNA topoisomerase type II (double strand cut, ATP-hydrolyzing) activity; ATP binding; DNA binding
Source: RefSeq, a predicted model, not a curated record
UUUUUUUUUUAUCAGAACAAUGCCGCAAAAAAAGAAGAGUCAGAAACUACAAACAAAACUGAGCCUUCCAAGAAGCUGUCUGUGGAGAGAGUGUAUCAGAAGAAGACGCAGCUGGAGCACAUCCUCCUCCGUCCUGACACGUAUAUCGGAUCAGUGGAGCCAUUGACUCAGCUUAUGUGGGUGUAUGAUGAUGACGUAGGAAUGAAUUGUAGAGAGGUUACCUUUGUGCCCGGUUUAUACAAGAUUUUUGAUGAAAUUUUGGUUAAUGCAGCUGACAAUAAACAGCGGGAUAAGAACAUGACCUGUAUUAAAGUUUCUAUUGAUCCCGAAUCUAAUAUUAUAAGCAUUUGGAAUAAUGGGAAAGGCAUACCAGUAGUAGAACAUAAAGUAGAGAAAGUGUAUGUUCCUGCUUUAAUUUUCGGACAACUUUUAACAUCCAGUAAUUAUGACGAUGAUGAGAAAAAAGUUACAGGUGGCCGUAAUGGCUAUGGUGCAAAACUUUGUAAUAUUUUCAGUACAAAGUUUACAGUUGAAACAGCCUGCAAAGAAUAUAAACAUAGUUUUAAACAGACAUGGAUGAAUAAUAUGAUGAAGACUUCGGAAGCCAAAAUUAAACAUUUUGAUGGUGAGGAUUACACAUGUAUAACAUUCCAACCAGAUCUGUCCAAAUUUAAGAUGGAAAAACUUGAUAAGGAUAUUGUGGCUCUUAUGACCAGAAGAGCCUAUGACCUGGCAGGUUCCUGCAAAGGGGUCAAAGUCAUGUUCAAUGGAAAGAAACUGCCUGUAAAUGGAUUUCGCAGUUAUGUAGACCUUUAUGUGAAAGACAAAUUGGAUGAAACUGGAGUGGCCCUGAAGGUCAUUCAUGAGCUUGCAAAUGAAAGAUGGGAUGUUUGUCUUACUCUGAGUGAAAAAGGAUUCCAGCAAAUCAGCUUUGUAAAUAGCAUUGCAACUACAAAAGGCGGACGACACGUUGAUUAUGUAGUUGAUCAAGUUGUUGGUAAACUGAUUGAAGUAGUGAAGAAAAAGAACAAAGCUGGGGUAUCAGUGAAACCAUUUCAAGUCAAAAACCACAUAUGGGUUUUUAUUAACUGCCUUAUUGAAAACCCAACUUUUGAUUCUCAGACUAAGGAAAACAUGACUUUACAGCCCAAAAGUUUUGGGUCCAAAUGCCAACUAUCAGAAAAAUUUUUUAAAGCAGCUUCUAACUGUGGCAUUGUGGAAAGUAUCUUGAACUGGGUGAAAUUUAAGGCUCAGACUCAGCUGAACAAGAAGUGUUCAUCAGUCAAGUACAGUAAAAUCAAAGGUAUUCCUAAACUGGAUGAUGCUAAUGAUGCUGGUGGCAAACAUUCCCUGGAAUGCACACUGAUACUAACAGAAGGAGAUUCGGCCAAAUCGCUGGCCGUGUCCGGCUUAGGAGUGAUCGGGAGAGACAGAUACGGAGUCUUUCCACUCAGGGGUAAAAUUCUUAAUGUGCGGGAAGCUUCUCAUAAACAGAUCAUGGAAAAUGCAGAAAUAAACAAUAUUAUUAAAAUCGUCGGCCUUCAAUACAAGAAAAGCUAUGAUGACGCAGAGUCUCUGAAAACCUUACGUUAUGGGAAGAUUAUGAUUAUGACCGAUCAGGAUCAAGACGGAUCUCACAUAAAAGGCCUGCUCAUCAAUUUCAUCCAUCACAAUUGGCCGUCCCUUCUGAAGCAUGGUUUUCUCGAAGAGUUCAUCACCCCUAUUGUCAAGGCGAGCAAAAAUAAGCAGGAACUUUCCUUCUACAGUAUUCCUGAAUUUGAUGAGUGGAAAAAACAUAUAGAAAACCAGAAGGCUUGGAAAAUAAAAUACUACAAAGGGUUGGGGACCAGUACAGCUAAAGAAGCCAAGGAAUAUUUUGCGGAUAUGGAAAGGCAUCGCAUCUUGUUCAGAUAUGCUGGUCCUGAAGACGAUGCUGCCAUUACCUUGGCAUUCAGUAAGAAGAAGGUUGAUGAUAGAAAAGAGUGGUUGACAAACUUCAUGGAAGAUCGCAGACAGCGUAGGUUACAUGGCCUGCCUGAGCAAUUUUUAUAUGGAACUGCGACCAAACAUCUGACAUACAAUGACUUCAUCAACAAGGAACUGAUUCUCUUCUCAAACUCAGACAAUGAAAGAUCAAUACCAUCCCUUGUUGAUGGCUUUAAACCAGGGCAGCGGAAAGUAUUGUUUACUUGUUUCAAAAGAAAUGAUAAGCGUGAAGUGAAGGUUGCCCAGUUGGCUGGCUCGGUCGCUGAAAUGUCGGCUUAUCAUCAUGGAGAACAAGCACUAAUGAUGACUAUUGUGAACUUGGCUCAGAACUUUGUGGGCAGUAACAACAUUAACUUACUUCAGCCCAUUGGACAGUUUGGGACUCGGCUUCAUGGCGGCAAAGACGCUGCAAGCCCUCGUUACAUUUUCACAAUGUUAAGCUCUUUAGCCAGACUGCUUUUCCCCAGCAUGGAUGACAACCUGCUUAAGUUCCUUUAUGAUGAUAAUCAGCGAGUCGAGCCCGAGUGGUACAUUCCCAUCAUCCCUAUGGUUUUAAUAAACGGUGCUGAGGGCAUCGGUACCGGGUGGGCUUGCAAGCUCCCCAAUUAUGAUGCGAGGGAGAUCGUGAACAACGUCCGACGCAUGCUGGACGGCUUGGAUCCGCAUCCCAUGCUUCCAAACUACAAAAACUUUAAAGGGACGAUUCAAGAACUUGGUCAAAAUCAAUAUGCAGUCAGUGGUGAAAUAUUUGUGGUGGAUAGAAACACAGUCGAGAUUACAGAGCUUCCAGUUAGAACCUGGACACAGGUGUACAAAGAACAAGUUUUAGAACCCAUGCUAAAUGGGACAGAUAAAACACCAGCAUUAAUUUCUGAUUAUAAAGAGUAUCAUACUGAUACGACGGUGAAAUUUGUGGUGAAAAUGACCGAAGAGAAGCUUGCCCAAGCAGAAGCUGCUGGACUGCAUAAAGUUUUCAAACUUCAGACUACUCUUACUUGUAAUUCCAUGGUACUCUUUGAUCAUAUGGGAUGUCUAAAGAAAUAUGAGACUGUGCAAGACAUUUUGAAAGAAUUCUUUGAUUUACGAUUAAGUUAUUAUGGUUUAAGGAAGGAGUGGCUUGUGGGAAUGUUGGGAGCUGAGUCUGCAAAGCUUAACAAUCAAGCCCGUUUCAUUUUAGAGAAGAUACAAGGGAAAAUUACUAUCGAGAAUAGGUCAAAGAAAGAUUUGAUUCAAAUGUUAGUCCAGAGAGGUUAUGAAUCUGACCCAGUGAAAGCCUGGAAGGAAGCACAAGAAAAGGCAACAGAAGAAGAAGAAACACAAAACCAGCAUGAUGAUGGUUCCUCUGACUCAGGAACUCCUACAGGCCCUGAUUUUAAUUACAUUUUAAACAUGUCUCUGUGGUCUCUCACUAAAGAAAAAGUUGAUGAGCUGAUUAAACAGAGAGAUGCAAAAGGGCGAGAGGUCAGUGAUGUUAAACGGAAAUCUCCCUCAGACCUUUGGAAAGAGGACUUAGCGGCGUUUGUUGAAGAGCUGGAUAAAGUGGAAGCCCAGGAGCGCGAAGAUAUUCUGGCUGGGAUGUCUGGAAAAGCAAUAAAAGGCAAAGUUGGCAAACCGAAAGUGAAGAAGCUUCAGCUGGAGGAGACGAUGCCGUCGCCUUACGGCAGGAGAAUAGUUCCCGAGAUUACGGCGAUGAAGGCCGAUGCCAGCAAAAAGUUGCUGAAGAAGAAGAAGGGUGAUCCUGAUACCCCAGCCGUGAAAGUGGAAUUUGAUGAAGAAUUCAGUGGAACACCAGUAGAAGGGGCAGGAGAAGAGGGGUUGACCCCAUCAGCUCCUCCCAGUAAAGGCCCCAAACCCAAAAGAGAGAAGAAGGAGCCUGGUACCAGGGUCAGAAAAACGCCUACAUCUGCUGGUAAAUCCAGUACCAAGAAAGUGAAGAAACGAAAUCCUUGGUCAGAUGAUGAAUCCAAGUCAGAAAGUGACUUGGAAGAAACCGAGCCUGUGGUGAUUCCGAGAGAUUCUCUGCUGAGGAGAGCAGCUGCGGAAAGACCGAAAUACACGUUCGAUUUCUCAGAAGAGGAGGAUGAUGAUGGUGAUGACGACGAUGACAAUGAUUUAGAAGAAUUGAAAGUUAAAGCGUCUCCUGUAGCAAACGACGGAGAUGAUGAAUUUGUUCCUUCGGACGGCUUGGACAAAGAUGAAUACACAUUCUCACCAGGCAAAUCCAGAGCUGCCCCGGAGAAGUCUUCGCAUGACAAAAAAAGCCAGGAUUUUGGAAAUCUUUUCUCGUUUCCUUCCUACUCUCGGAAGUCAGAAGACGAUUCAGCUAAAUUUGACAGCAAUGAAGAAGAUUCUGCUUCUGUUUUUUCACCAUCAUUUGGUUUGAAACAAAUGGAUAAAGUUCCAAAUAAAACAGCAGCUGCUAAAAAGGGAAAACCAACCUCAGAUACAGUCCCUAAGCCCAAGAGGACUCCUAAGCAGAAGAAAGUGGAGACCAUCAAUUCGGACUCGGAUUCAGAAUUUGGCGUUCCAAAGAAGACCGCAACACCCAAAGGGAAAGGUCGAGGGGCGAAGAAAAGGAAAGCGUCUGGCUCCGAGAAUGAAGGUGAUUACAAUCCGGGGAGGAAGGUGUCCAAAACAACAAGCAGCCAGAAACCGAAGAAAAGCUCUUUCGAUCAGGACUCGGAUGUGGACACCUUCCCCUCAGACUUUGCUUCCGAGCCGCCUUCUCUGCCGCGAACCGGUAGGGCCAGAAAAGAAGUGAAAUAUUUUGCAGAGUCUGACGAUGAGGAAGAUGUUGAUUUUGCAAUGUUUAAUUAA